Hibiscus syriacus is the source of this 1351-nucleotide messenger RNA. Its product is annotated as signal peptide peptidase-like. Gene Ontology annotation, biological process: membrane protein proteolysis. Gene Ontology annotation, molecular function: aspartic endopeptidase activity, intramembrane cleaving. The record is from RefSeq and is a predicted model, not a curated record. Gene Ontology annotation, cellular component: cytoplasmic side of endoplasmic reticulum membrane; membrane; lumenal side of endoplasmic reticulum membrane. Lineage: Eukaryota; Viridiplantae; Streptophyta; Magnoliopsida; Malvales; Malvaceae. The transcript is spliced from 12 exons. Bases 146 to 1174 code for a protein of 342 amino acids.
GAAAAAGAAAAGACAAAUAGAUUAUCGUUCUCCGAUCUGUAAAACUCCAUCGACCGUUAGAGAGAGAGAAAGAAAGGAGACCAAGGCCAAAGGUACAAAGAGACUCUAAUCUUCUUUGCUGUUAUAUUUAAAAUAAACUACGACGAUGAAGAACUCUGAAAGACUCGCCAAUUUGGCUUUAGCAGGGUUGUCAUUGGCACCUCUUGUCGUGAAAGUAGACCCUAAUUUGAAUGUUAUUUUGACUGCAUGCCUCACAGUAUAUGUGGGUUGUUAUCGUUCUGUGAAGCCAACUCCACCAUCAGAGACAAUGUCUAACGAGCAUGCUAUGCGUUUUCCAUUUGUUGGGAGUGCAAUGUUGUUAUCACUUUUUUUGCUGUUCAAGUUCUUAUCAAAAGACUUGGUUAAUGCUGUCUUGACAUGCUAUUUCUUUGUGCUUGGGGUCGUCGCUCUUUCGGCAACAAUAGUGCCCGCCAUAAAACGCUUCUUGCCAAAGCAUUGGAAUGAGGACCUUAUCAUUUGGCGUCUUCCAUACUUCCGCUCUUUCGAGAUCGAGUUCACAAGAUCUCAGAUCGUAGCUGCAAUCCCUGGAACCUUUUUCUGUGCAUGGUAUGCUUCGCAGAAGCAUUGGCUGGCUAAUAACGUUCUGGGUCUUGCUUUCUGCAUUCAGGGAAUUGAAAUGCUUUCCCUUGGAUCAUUUAAGACUGGUGCCAUUCUCUUGGCUGGGCUUUUUGUAUACGACAUUUUCUGGGUUUUUUUCACUCCUGUGAUGGUCAGUGUUGCAAAGUCUUUUGAUGCUCCUAUAAAGCUUUUGUUCCCAACAGGAAACUCUGCUCGACCAUUUUCCAUGCUCGGACUUGGUGACAUUGUAAUUCCUGGCAUUUUUGUAGCACUAGCGUUAAGAUUUGAUGUGUCCAGAGGGAAAGAGAGCCAGUAUUUUAAGAGUGCUUUUUUGGGAUACACAGUUGGAGUGGUUCUUACAAUUAUUGUAAUGAACUGGUUUCAAGCUGCACAGCCUGCACUUUUGUAUAUCGUACCGGCCGUUAUUGGAUUCUUAGCUGCUCACUGUAUUUGGAAUGGAGAAGUCAAACCGUUAAUGGAGUUUGACGAGUCAAAGACUGCGGUUUCGUCUCAAGACGGUAGCAGCGGUGACGAAUCUAGCAAGAAGGUUGAAUGAGUUAGAAGAGAAGCAGAGAGACCAUUUGAAUUUAGCCUGGGAAGGAUAAGUGUUUAAUUUAGACAGAAGGAUAUAGUGUUCAGUUUUAAGGUCAAUCUUGGCUAUAACCUUGUUCUACUACUUUGUGACAGAUUUUGGAAUUAAGCAAGAAAUAAUGAAGAUUAAUUUAAUUUUACA